UCGUCUGAUGAGUUCGCAGGCUCGCGGCUACAGUACGCCGGCCAACCGCGAGCCAAUAUGACCUAUGCUAUAACCGGCGAAGUUAUUGUUAAACCCCGAUAACCUACGUCGGACUACAUUGCUCAAUCGCUCUCGGCCUGUCGCCGGAGACUUCUGUGUUAUUUGUUUAUCGAACUAUGCCCGAUGGCGCAUUUAAAACUAGCCGUGUUCAUCUGCUUUCUUGGAGUGACCCUGUCAAGCGUUGAUGGAAAAUGCAAGAACAAAGCGAGAUGUAUUCCGCUAGACCAGUGUACUGGACUUAACCAGCAGCUGAAGGACGGGAACACCGUUAUACUAAAUUUGGUUAAAACCUUACACUGUGGUUUCGAAAAUAAUCCUAUUCCAAAUGUAUGCUGUCCUUCAGAAUACAAUGUCAACGUGUUAGACGUUACAACAAAGUCACGAACAGACGACCUGCUCCCGACGGAAUGUGGAAUACAGAAUGCGGACAGAAUAGUGGGGGGAAGUUCCACGUCGAUAGAUGAACAUCCCUGGAUGGCACUGUUGAAGUACGACAAACCCAACGGCAGUGGAUUUUACUGCGGGGGUGUUAUCAUAUCUAAAAGAUACAUUCUAACUGCAGCUCACUGUGUCAAAGGAAGCGACUUGCCAAGGAACUGGAGACUAUCGCAAGUUCGGCUCGGCGAAUGGGAUUUGAAAUCCAAUAGGGAUUGUCAGAGGGACGAUUGCAGUCCCGACGUCCUGAACAUACCGAUAGAGGAGGCGAUAGUACACCACGGCUACUCUCCCACAGACGCCAACCAGCACAACGAUAUUGCACUCAUUAGACUUUCACACGACAUUCAUUUCAAUGAUUUCGUAAAGCCUAUCUGCCUGCCAACAACCCCUGAAUUAAUUAAUCCGUCCUUUGAUAAAUACCGCAUUGAAGUCGCAGGAUGGGGCAAAACAGAAACAAGGUCCUCAUCUGAUGUAAAGCUGAAGGUUCUGCUGCCCAUGGUCGACAACAGAUCUUGCCAAGAUAUUUACCAGAAGGCAGGGCGGGUUAUCAACAAUAAUCAGUUGUGCGCUGGAGGUCUGGAGGGGCAGGACUCGUGUCGGGGGGACUCCGGUGGACCCCUCAUGGGCCAGGGGUCAGACACGAGACAGUCCGAGGCCUGGGUAGUCUUUGGCGUAGUGUCGUAUGGACCAAGCCCUUGCGGCACUAAAGGUUGGCCUGGAGUCUACACCCGAGUCGCAUCCUACCUAGACUGGAUCAAGUCCACAAUACGCGCUUAAUCUUAAUAUCGUGCCUCAUUAUUAAGUGAACAAUUAUUAUUUUGUUGUUUUUAUAAUGUGCACAUGUGCCAUGACAAUAAAUGUUUAUUAUUAUAAACAAGAAAUAUAUUACUGUUAUUUGCUUAUUCUAUUAGAAACAGUUUUUUUUUAAUUAAGUACUAUGAGGUAAAAAUAAAAGUUCCUGAAAUGUUCAUAAAGGUACUCAAAUUUAUUUAAAUAUAUCAUCUUACUUUCUAUUUAAAGUAUACUCAUUAUAAUAUCGUCUACAAGCACCUAUUGGCAAUCAAUGACAUGUAUAAAAUAAAAAUAAUAUAGAACAAUCUAAAUCUUUCGGCGGCUACUAAUAUUGGCACAAAAUCUUUGUUUGUACAUGAUUCUUUGGAACUACAUUUUCAUAAUAGGUACUCGAAGUGCAGUAAAGUUUAGGUACUAAUGGCAAAUUAAAAUCUAUUGAAGAAAAGUACAUAAAUAAGAA
Aricia agestis (brown argus) is the source of this 1750-nucleotide messenger RNA. RefSeq names its product CLIP domain-containing serine protease 2-like. NCBI's taxonomy places the organism in Eukaryota, Metazoa, Arthropoda, Insecta, Lepidoptera, Lycaenidae. The coding region runs from base 184 to 1275 and encodes 363 amino acids. The transcript is spliced from 7 exons. Gene Ontology annotation, biological process: proteolysis. Gene Ontology annotation, molecular function: serine-type endopeptidase activity. The record is from RefSeq and is a predicted model, not a curated record.